AUGCCUUCUCCCAGCGCGAACCGGGAGCCUGAGAUCGGGGAAAUUGGUGGCUCUGGCAUUGAUGCCUCGCUCAACAACCCCUUUAUUACCCGCUUGCAGGCUCGGAGAAAGGCCCGCCACAGCGACACGAAAGAAUCGCAGCAAAGUGAGUUAAGCCAGGCCAGCAACGUCGAUGGUCGCAGCGAUAAAAACACAAGCAUCGAUGAGGAUUUCGGAGAGAGACUACCCGACGGAAGGAUCGAGCUUCAAGAAUCCGACUGCUACGAGAAAUUGGGAUUCUGCUUUUCCACUACGAAGAAAUGGACCAUUCUCUGUGUCAUUUUUGCGGUUCAAAUCUCUAUGAACUUCAACACAAGCGUAUAUGCCAACGCAAUAACCCCCAUGUCCGAAGAAUUUUCUCUUCCCGAAAAGACCGUGAGACUUGGACAAAUGAUCUUCCUCGUCGCUUAUGCAUUUGGAUGUGAAUUAUGGGCGCCGUGGAGCGAGGAAUUCGGGAGAUGGCGCAUUAUGCAGUUGAGCCUUGCCUUUGUCAACGUGUGGCAGGUACUCUGUGGUGUCGCGCCCAACUUUUGGGUUGUUUUACUUGGGCGGUUCCUGGGCGGUCUUUCAUCCGCAGGGGGUUCUGUGACAUUGGGCAUGGUAGCCGAUAUGUGGGAGGCUGAUGACCAGCAGUUUGCCGUCGCCUUUAUUGUUCUUUCAUCUGUUGCCGGAUCCGUGGUUGGCCCCAUUGCGGGUGGCUUCAUGGAGGUUCAUCUGCACUGGCGCUGGAACUUUUGGAUCCAGCUCAUCCUUGGUAGUGCUGUACAGUUCUGCCAUUUUCUUCUUGUCCCAGAAACCAGAGCUACUGUUCUCCUGGACAAAGAAGCCCAGCGGCUACGGAAAUCUGGCAUGACGCAAAUUUAUGGCCCCGGUGAAAUCCACGGCCGCGGCUACUCGUUCAACCAGCUCUGUGAUAUAUGGAUACGACCCUUCAGCAUGUUUGUCCGGGAGCCCAUUGUAUUGUGUCUCUCCCUCCUUAGCGGCUUCAGCGAUGCGCUUAUAUUCACCUUCCUCGAAUCGUAUCAGCCCGUGUUUUCUCAAUGGGGCUUUGGAACUAUACAAGUUGGCCUUGCAUUCAUUCCGAUCAUCAUCGGGUACUUUAUUGGGUAUCUCUCGUUCAUCCCAGUUAUCCUUCGUCACAAAAAAGAUAAGAAGUUUAGGCCCCAUCGGGUGAACCCUGAAAGGCGACUCUGGUGGCUUCAGAUCACCACUCCGCUCGAGUGUGUGGGAUUAUUUUUGUUUGCAUGGUCAAGUUUUGGCCCUCCACUUUUUCAUUGGAUGGCUCCCAUGUUCUUUUCCAUGAUGAUUGCGGUUGCCAAUGUGAGUUUUGAUAUCAACCAUGGCGGCUCAAUAUGA
Uncinocarpus reesii 1704 is the source of this 1395-nucleotide messenger RNA. RefSeq lists its product as uncharacterized. The record is from RefSeq and is a predicted model, not a curated record. Gene Ontology annotation, biological process: transmembrane transport. The coding region runs from base 1 to 1395 and encodes 464 amino acids. The transcript is spliced from 3 exons. Gene Ontology annotation, molecular function: transmembrane transporter activity. Lineage: Eukaryota; Fungi; Ascomycota; Eurotiomycetes; Onygenales; Onygenaceae.